This is a messenger RNA of Petromyzon marinus (sea lamprey), 15266 nucleotides long. RefSeq lists its product as uncharacterized. Gene Ontology annotation, molecular function: microtubule binding. Gene Ontology annotation, biological process: neuron projection development; microtubule cytoskeleton organization. The record is from RefSeq and is a predicted model, not a curated record. NCBI's taxonomy places the organism in Eukaryota, Metazoa, Chordata, Hyperoartia, Petromyzontiformes, Petromyzontidae. Gene Ontology annotation, cellular component: neuron projection.
GAUAGACAGAGCAGCGGGGCUGCGGGUUUGGGCGUCGCUCGACCAGCCGCAUUCUCCGGCAGGCGGCAAGGCGGCGGCGGUGAGCGGCGGUGCCUCGCUGCUCCGCUCCGGCACUCGAGCGAAGCGGCCCGGGAAGAGAACCCCCCCCAAACACCCCCCCCCCCCCCCCCCCCCCAGCGAGAGGGCGGCAGCACAGGGAGGGCUGCUGCGUCGUCUGCUCGGCUCCGUUCACAGGCGCAGCGAGGGCGAGAGAGGAAGAGAGAGGAAGAGAGAGAUAGAGGAGGGUGAGAGAGGAGCGGACGUAAGGACGGGAAGAGCGGAGGAGGAGGAGGAGAGUUGGAGGAGGAGAGCGCACGGCAGCCAGUGGCGAGUGCGCGCUGUCUGAGGAUUCAAGAGCUGUCCCCUUCGUUCGUCAGCGGGCACAUUUUCCUGCCUCAAGGGAGAAAGUCAUCGGUGCAGUGUUCACGCCACAGCGUGCGCGUGAAUAAAUAGCGGCAGACACACAGAUAAUAAAAAAGAGACAUCGCGAGGGAUUACCGCUCCACUGCCUGCAACACCAUGAGCGGGAACGGCCAACAGGGCCCGGACGCCCCACCCUCCUUCGCCACGUACGCACAGGAGGAUGACGAUUGCGACUCCUCUGAUGCCAAGCCAUCAUCACAGAAAACGACGGAUGCAGCAGCAGCAGGAGCAGCAAAGGAGUGCGCCGCUUCCAGCAGGCAGCCGGCACCUGUUGUCCUUGACGACUGGGAGCUUCCAAGCCCCUCCGAGUACGAAAGCCCACCGGCUAUUCCGCAGCAGGGACCGGGGGCCUCCAGGGAUGCUUCAGAGACCAAAGAGAAAGGCGGCGGCAGCUUCGGUGCGACUGAGCCAGCGGCGAGCCCAAGCGGCAGUGGGGCAGACGUGGCCUCACUUCGGUCGGACUCCAAGGCGGACUCCAGGCCACCAGCUGGGGGCUUCACAAACCAACUCUCAUUCUCCGAUGACAAACCGAGUCCCGUGACGCACAAAGAGAACAAAUUUGACGUUGACAAGCCAGAUGAAAACAAGGAAGCAUCUGAAAAGCCCGUGACAAAAACUCACUGUUUCCCUUGUGGAGAUGGCGACGAGGUCGCACACCUCGCUCACGACAACAUUCAGGGUCCAGAAUUUCGACGGGAUGAGCCUGUGCCAUGUGACACAGCCAGCACAGCAGCGCUGCCAAAUGAAUCUGACGAUGCUCAAUUAAGCAAACCCGCCGCGCCGAAUACUGAAUCGUCUGGCAGUGCAGCUGAAAACGGCAAACGGCCCCAAACCGGCAAAGAAAGCCCCGAGCCUCACGAGGAGCCUAUAGCGGGAUUUACAGAGCCUCAAGAAUCGGAUGAAGGUUCCUUUGCUGAGGCUCCACAUCAGGAGGGUUCAAGUGGGCUAUUAACCUUGAAGACGAAACAGGUCACAUUCAGCGAGGAAGUUUUGGUUGAAGAGAAGUUCGAUGAACCUGGAAAUGGCGAGAACGUUUUGAGCGUUGUGAACUUCAGUGCAAUGCCUGCAGACGCGGAUGAGACCUGCGCCUUCAGGUCGUACGAGGCCUCCAACAAGAAGGCAUCAAUGCUGCGAUCCUACACGCUGCCCAACACGUACACGUUCGACUACAGGGGGGAAGACGACAACGACAUUCCAGACGCGGCCUCACAGAGUAAGACCCUUAAAAGUGAAAACCAAAAACUGGAGCGGAAGCUUUCAGAGCAGUGCUUGGGACAGAAAUCCGACAGUGCUUGCAUGUUUACAGAGCAAGUGGUGGCUGCUGAUUUGUCAUCCAAACAGCCCGAGGUUUUGGAAAUGGAACGUAAUCUACAGGAGGCAGAUAAAGAAACAAAGCAACAAAACGAUGCCCUCAAUAUCCAAGCAGGCAACGUGGGUGUGGAUGAGUCAAGUUUCACCAGCGUUGUAAAUUUGCGAGCUAUUCCUGAAGGGAGAGAGGCGGCUGAUUUUCAGACCGAUAAACCUGCGCCCACAGAUGCGGGUUCUGCUCAAGACCAAAGCUUGGACAUUACAGCAACAUCGUUAAACCAUCACACUGAAAAGCCUACUCCGCAAAGAGAUAUAAUAUCCACAGAUUUUCUACCGAUUGAACAGAAAGCAUCCAAAAUAGUGUUACAGGGAAGCAGUUCUCAAAAGGUGAAAUCGAGUCAAGGAGGAGAGAGCCAGGGUGCCAUCAAAGGUGACAGCCUCGAAGAAGAAAUAAAAAUGCCCGAGGUGCAAACGGUGCAACCGUCCUUUCCAAAAGUGGAAUGUGAAGCCAAAUUUGGUGAUAAGAGGAGUAACGACGCACACGUGCUGCGGGCGGAUGGUGACAAAACCUCCAUAGAGAAAUUGAAAGAUGAAGAAAAAUCUAUUGAGGCACCGGAAUGCAAAGAUAUUAUGAAGGAUGACAAGAAUGGAAGCGCGAUUCCGCAGUUGAAAUGUGCAGACGCUUCGCGAGCAGAGAGCGAAAGCGACGCUUUGAGUGCCGGUCAUACGAAAGAGCCAACACAACAAGAUCACUUCGAAGAACCUCGGCCCGGAAAACUCGCCCCGGGUGACGCUGCGUCCACACCAGUGGAGCACGCAACAACCUGCUCCAGUUCGAAUGGGAAAAACGCGGUCGCUAUUGGACCGGACACCUCCAAAACCGCUGUAGCCAGCAUGUUGGGACCCCAAGCGCAGUCCACACCACUAUCGGCGCCGCCGCAGUCGGAGCUAGAUUUCUACGCCAUGAAAGCAAUCGACAGCGAGUCGGACGCCAGCUCCGAUGAUGAAUUGCAGUGCAAUGUCGUGGACCAGUUUGGAAAGCCGACGUCGGGGGACUUUCUCACAGCUGGGGGGGGCGGGGAAGAUGGUCAGAAGUCAGCCGGCCAUCACGGCCACUCGAGGCUCUCGCCGUUGGAAACAGCUAUCUUGUCUGAGUUUCAGGAGGACAAUAGCGACGAGGAACAGUACUUCCCAUCCGAAAAGGCGUCUGCGGCAAGCGCUCGGCAAGAGUUCCCUCCGGAGCACGCCAGGCAGGAGGAACGGAAGGAAAGUGACUUCAGCAGCUUUCGCUUUCACUGCAUCGACCCGCAGGAUGAAUCUGCGUACUACGAGUAUCCCCCCGACGCGAAGGGGCACGGACACGAUGUGGAGUAUAUGGAGCUGAACACGGCUGGUAAAGAGGCCCUCCUUGCUUAUUCCAAACAAUCGGCAGAAACGAAACUGCUGGACCAAGCAUCAGGAGGCACCCCAGAAAUAGAUAUCACGCAACACAUGCAUCCAGAAGAGGAGGAAGAGGAGGAAGAGGAGGAGGACGAAGAAGAAGAAGAGGGUCUGGUUCCAAGGUCUGACACAGAGGACACCUCCGCAGAAAUUAAGCGUGUUGAAGCAGAUCCGUACAAGCCGGAUUCUCUGUCGGUGGACAAAGACAAGGAUUUUAUUUUCAGUUCUCCUCUAAUGAAAUCCGACCUCCCCGUGCUGAGCGCGCGGGAGUCUGAAUACCACCCGGCCGGUGUUCUGUUCGAGAACGUGACCCCAACGCGGUCACUCUCCGGUGCAGACAAGCGUCUUGGAGGAAUAAAAUACUCGCUGAGCGUCGACGUCAGCAGCGUGCUGCGCCACAAUGACGGCAGCGACGAUGAGAGCGACAAGGGUCACCACCACCACGCUCGCGUGACGUACGAGAGAGAACUGCCGGACCUCAGAGAGCAGGACAAGAGCCCCGAUUCUGAGAUCGCGCCACUCAAAUUUGCCGAGGAGCAGCUGUGUCCAGCGCAUGUUCCGAGAAUAUCAACAACGCCGCCGCCCAACGACGAUGACGAAUACAAGCAAGACACCCUGGGCGAGGGAGCUGCGGCUCAAAAGGACGCAGCGUUCACUGAUUAUAUUCAUUCAGAAAGUUUAAGUCCUAAAAAGAGCAUACCACACGCUGAGUGCUUGCCUCCAGCAAGGGAGAAAGCUCAACCGGAUGAAUCGAUCAAAACAGACACAGCGGCAAACGCCGAGCAGAAGGAAGAUGCCAAGCACGCCACAACCACUGACGUUCAAUUAAAGCAAUCUGCCGACUCUGGCUCCGAAGGCGUCGCAGAGACACAACACCAGGCGGAAGACGGCAAAGGCCUCUCCGAGUCGCAGGUGGAAGUGUUUGUAAGCGAGGGUGCCGAGGGACAGCAGCGAGAUUCGAAACAACAAAUCAAAGACAAGGAGAUGGAGACAGCGGAGGAGCAGCUGGCGAGGGCAGAGCCACGGCACGGCGCUGAGAAGGAUGCCAAGCCCACGAAGCCACAUCCAACAGCGAGCGGCUUCAAAGAGCCAAUUGUGCACCAGGAGGCCAUCGACGAAUCGGGGGACACGGUGGACACCGAAGCCCCCCUGGAGAAUCUCCAGUCCGUGCCCGCCGAAGAUAAAGCUCACGUCCAGACGGAGACCCUGCCAGCGGAGACACAGCCAGCAGCUCCAGCAGGGGUCGAGGAGGCUCCGGCUUGGGGAAUGGAGGCGGUUGCCAGCCACGAGGUGCAAGUGAGGCGACCCACAGAGGAAGUGGAGAGCAUUCACCCCGAGAAGGUUCUUCAAGCAGAGGAACGGCACAUCGUCGAGGAGGAAGACGCAGCCCACGCUGCGGAACAACAAUCGGAGGGCGACAGAAAGCCACCCGUAGAGGCAGAGCAAACUGAUGACGUCGAGAAGCAGGCCGCAGCUGAAGACGCCCAUUUGGAGAGCCCCUUAGUCGCCAGUGAAAGCAAAGCGGCCGCAAUGAGCGACCGAGACAGUAGUACGUGCACGCCAGAUGUUGAGAGCACGGUAGACGUGGAUAGAAAGUUAGACACCGAGUGCGAACCUGAGGAAGCGGCGGAGGUAGAUGUUGAACACAAGCCUGACGAGACAAAUGUAAAAGUUGAAAGCAGGCCGCAAGAGAAGAGCCAGGCAGAUGCUGUGACAAAGACAGAUGCAAAGGACGCUCCAGUUAUUGAGAGCAGCUUAGAGGGCAGCGGGCCAGAUACGGAGAGCAAAGGAGAAGAGAAGAGCACUCCGGAUACUGAGAGCAAACUUGAAGGGUCGAGCGUUGCACACAUUGACAGUGAACUGGACCAGAAGAGCAUUCCAGAUGUUGAGAUCAAGCUUGAAGAGAAGAGCAUUCCAGAUGUUGAGAUCUUGCUUGAAGAGAAGAUCAUUCCAGAUGUUGAGACCUUGCUUGAAGAGAAGAGCAUUCCAGAUGUUGAGACCAGGUUAGAAGAGAAGUACAUUGCAGAUACUGGCAGCAUGCUUGAAGAGAAGAGCACUGCGGAUAUUGAGAACACGCCGGAAGGAAAUACAAUUCCCGAGGAUAAGCCAGAAGCGAAGGGUGAUCCGCAUAACGGGGGCAAAACAGAAGAUGACACUAAACCAGACGGUGAUGAAAAGCCAGAAGAACAGAGCCAGCCUGAGGCUGAGAGCAGAGCAGACAUUGAGAGCAGAACCGACGUGGAGGGGGAAGAAGAAGAAGAGAUGAGCGAAGUGAGUAAGGAAUGCGUGCCAGAGAGUGAGUUAAAGCUGGAAGAAGACAGCAGCAAGAUGGUGGAGGAGGAGCCGGAGGAGGAGGAGGGGGAGAGCCUCGCUGAUGUGGAGAUUCUCGUGGAGAGGAGAGACAGUGACCAGGUGGGGAAGCAAUCCCUUCCCAGCUCUCCAGAGAAGAAGUCUCCCAAGAAAGACUCAACGAAGCGCAGAAAAGUGGGUAAGAAGGGAGACCUGAGCAAGCGCGCCGAGCUUCGCUCCCCCGUGAGAGCCAGCCGAGCCACGGAGAGGCCCCAGCGAGCCUCCCCGCACGCCACCAGCAAGAAGCGACAGAAAGCUCCUCCAAAAGCGGACGCAGGAGGAGUGGAGUUGCCUGCAGCAGGACAGCAGACAUUCAGCCCGAGUGCCAAGGCCAAGGCGACAGAGGCCACCAGGACCGCAGCUCCCAAACCCAAGGCGCGCUCGGUGACAUCGUCCGUGUCCCCUGCCAAGACCACGACGACGACGGCGGCGACAACGGCGAGCAGGCCUACCAGGACUGGCAGGCCUGCCAGGCCCUCCGCCGCCGCCAAGACCGCAUCGCCGGGCGGCGGCGGCGACGGCACCAGGACCCAGACGGCGAGGGCCAGCGCGGCCUCCUCCUACUCCUCGCCACGGCCCUUCAGGGCGUCCAUCCCCACGUCCGUGAGCGCACCGCGGCUGUCCACGGUGGCGGCGAGCGCCCCGUCGCGUCCCACCAACGGCUCCCAGGGCAAGCCCGGAGGGGGUAAGAAGAGCGGCUGCACGACGCCCGGCACGGGCCCCCCGACGCCCCCCACUCCGCACGCCCAGCGCGGAGGCAGCACCACCCCCGGGGAGAGGAAGAAGGGGCCCCGCUCGCCACGCUCCCCCACGGGCCUCGUGGCCCCCUCCAACCUCAAGGCCCUGCGCUCCAAAGUGGGCUCCAGCGACAACCUCAAGAUGCCCGCCGGGGCGAGCAAGGUCUUCAGCAAGAAGCUUGACUUCAGUCACGUGCAGUCCAAGUGUGGCUCCAUGGCCAACAUCAAACAUGUGCCAGGAGGAGGGCGCGUGCAGAUCGUGACCAAGAAGAUCGAUCUGAGCCACGUGACGGCGAAGUGUGGCUCCAAGCACAACAUCCACCACAAGCCAGGAGGAGGGAACGUGACCAUUCCCAGCCACAGGGACAAGAGCAAGGGAGCCUCGCUGGAGAACGUCCUGGGCGAGGUGGGGAGCAAGACCGAUUCGCCGCCGAAGGACACGAGCCAGGCCCGGACGGAGAGCCGCUCACGCUCCCCCAGCGCGUCCGGAGGGCCCUCCCCGCUGCGCAUCAGCAAAGUGUGCUCCAUGGGCAGCCUCUCGCAACCGGACGGCCUCGCGCAGUCCGAGCCGCCGGCCAUCCAGCUCGCCGCAGCGCUGGCCCAGCAGGGCUUGUAAGGGGCCCAGCCCCUCGUGCCCCCCACCCACCCCCCCAUCCCCCCCCCCCCCCACGUAUCACGGGCCAGAUUUUCUGCGAUCGGCGUAAUGGUGAACAGAAACGUUACAAAGUGCAUUUUGCUGAUGAAAGCAUGUAGUCGCGUGGUACUCGUGUGGUGUGAUCGUAGGCCUUAAGUAACCUCGCAUUUCCUUUCUUUUGUGGCUUUUAAAGGAGUGCGAUGCGGCGCCGGUCCUGUCGCAGGUGUGAGGUGUACCCAGCCGCCGCUCAUAGCUGUGCAUUGACACAGCUUUGAUAUUUGCUGACACAGAGCGCACGUGUGCAAAAACGACGAGAGGCUGCCACACACCGCUUAAUGCACGCACAGCAUGCAUUCAACGUAGCGCCGCAAAUGUCACACGCCCCAUGAUGUAGACAUACCGCAUGAACUUAACACCGCAAUCUCGCUACAAACGCAGAGCUAUGCGGCGUCUGUUCACCAUUUUGUGAUCGUUCACAAUGGGGCUCCUCGUGCAGAAGAUCGGAUAUUAUAUGAGCAUGUAAUUCAUGAGGUCUAUAAGAUCGUGCAUAGCAUUGUGACCGACAAACGUUCUGACGGACUUUGUGGUCAGCAGAAAGCAUUUCCUAUGAAAUGCAACCAACGUGAUUACCAAUUUAGGCAAGUCGUAUUAUUCUUAUUAACGUAUUAUAUAAGUAUACCCCUCUGUAAAUGGCUCUAGAUUAAAGUGGCUUGCCCCAAUGUCUGCCACUACGCAGAGAAAAUAUGUUAGAACAUUCUCAUCCAUGACUUUUAACCCUUCCACCAGCAGACGGAUUUGCAUUUAUUUCAUCCAUUUGCAUCGUCCAAUGCUACGUUUCAGGGAGCGCGCUUGCACUAGGAAUGGAACAGGAUUAUGGCGACACAGCCAAUGUGCUUUGGCUCAGCAAUAGGCUGCCCUUGCUUAAGCAAUGGAUAUGUUUUUCUUUCACGUGACAUUACUUUUGCCCAAAAAAUAUGAAGCUAUAUUUAACAGUGACUUAAACAUAACAGACUCUCCUGGUUUUACUCAGCAAGUAACCACAGCAGGACGAUGUUAUAUGCUACUAAACAGUUGGUCUUUACCAGUUUGCAAAGCCAAGGUUGGUUUUCACUCGAGUGUAUGUGGCUUCACCUUUCUCAAUUUCCCUUUACGGGCGAAACCCAAAAGCUAUCCCACAUAGUGAAACUAAAGUUAUGCAUUUUGACCAUCUCUUGUUUUAAGCAGGCUGGAAAACCUUGUGUUGGUUCAGUCUAAUAACCAAUUAUCAGUGAUGCCAAACGCAAAAUGGAAUUGGUCACACUCGCACCAGCAGCUUUUCAAGUGAAAUUAUGUUUGGUUCUGUUUGGAGUUUUCCGCUGUUAGUGCGAAUGAAAGGACAUGCGAUUUGGAUUGUUCCACCUUGUGCUGAUGCUGGUGAUUCCACGUGGAGUGUGCGCAUUUGACCAAGUGACAAAGAGAGUGUGAAAGGAUUCAAACAAGCCAAGCUAAAGCUUUCUAAACAGUAGAUGGAGUUUGGGUGAUAAACACAAGACAUCGCUCAGCUCAAGCAUAAUGCCGUAGUGUCAACAACAGGACUGAAGGCUGACAAAAUACACAGCGGAACUCCAGUAAUCCGAACUCCAGUAAUCCGAACUCCAGUAAUCCGAACUCCAGUAAUCCGAACUCCAGUAAUCCGAACUCCAGUAAUCCGAACUCCAGUAAUCCGGAAUAUGGGGGAGGGGUCAUAUCGCGGAUCCUGUAAGCCGUGGCAUACCGCAGGGGUAGGUUUUGUUAUCCACGGAAACAAGUCGUGCCAGUUCGACGUGCCACAGGUUAUGGGAGCAAUUGGCAACACGAUUCAAUCAAUCUGCAGACCAUUAGGCCCUCUGAUAAACUGUAAUGCGUUUCAGAUUCCACGUCUUUUUUGUGGCUGCAAUGAGCUAAACAUGAACACAAACAAAAAUACAAUAAGUAAUAUUAAUAGAUGUAAAACUAGUUUUUACAUUAAAAUAUCUGUAUGUGUAUCGAUGAAAUCUCUAUGAAAAGUCUAAAAUGUAGACACUUUAUUUUGUUGCCACGAAAAUACCCAAUGCUGAAACAUCAAGAAAUAAGUAUAGAAUAUGUAAUGGCUUCUUGCAGUUGUGGAGAAGUUUUUGAACAUACUAUUGAUUACACGAUGCACGAUGCGAUGCCAAUGUCACCCUAAACGCCGUGCUCAUUAUCUUAAUUGCCUGAGGAAGCCGCAAAGGCUUGCUGUUGCACUGCUGCGGCAUUUUGGCGUCUGUACUCGUGUGGAACCGUAAGGCUCACUGCUGUUGGGUGUGCCGUGCUUUUUAAAUGUAGCGAGUCCACAAUCUGUCCAUGAAGCGUGCCGAACACUUUGGCUGAAAUAAGCGUGGGUAAAUCAUCUCCAAGUGACCACUGGUCUAUAAAGUAGCAUGGCCAAUAAAGUUCACCAUAACCAAUUACACGGUAAACAGUCCAACGUUUGCGCCAAACGUUGCGCCAACGUUGGCUUGUGGUUAGAACCAUUUGAUCAACGUUUGGCCGACGGUUCCACGUCUACUGGGCAUGCCCUCUACCCAAGUGGACUCAACGCUGUACUGUUUAAGUGACCAAAACUGGCAGUUGGUAAAUUUCAUAGAAUGUUACAGACUCCUAAUCGGCACCCUGGCGUGAAAGCGCGUCACCCAACACUCUGGCGGUGUCACCGCACUCGGCAGCAGCAGCAGCAUCUACGGCCUCCUUGGAUUGGUUAAAGAAGAACAAAAGUCGCAUUCGACUACAUAACACGUUUCAAUACCAUUUCUCCCCUCCCCCCUCGCCAUGCCCAAGAAGAUGCACAAACGUUUGAGGAAACUCCGCACGCUCGAUCGCUGCACAUGACUGGAAUGUGAAAUCGCAACAAAUUUGCUGUACGCCAGCAGCCUGUGCCAAUUAAGCAUCGCCGAUGAGCACGGUUUGCUGCGUACGGUGUGAAAGAAGUCCAACACACACACACGUCCACCAUGCCGUUAUAUAGAGGACCUGUCCAGUCAGUCAACUACUUCAUUGUAAAAGUGGAACAUUCACAUAUUUUUGGGAGUUUAUCAGGCUUUAAAUCAAGUAAAGCAAGCACCAGACUUUUUCAGGGUUUAUGGAAUUGAGUUGUCCAUGUGAUAUAUAUUUAUAUAUACAAACACAUAUAAAUAUAACACCUGCAUGUGAUUGGCUGCAUGCCACCUCUAUUCAGGCCGAUGGAAUUCUCUUCUGUGACUGACAAAAUUUUGAUUCAUUCCACGCGUUCAACCCCUGUUCCACGACACCUAUCUUAAGACAAGUCAAUCCGUCAUGCAGAUUAGCGCUAACACUUUCUUUUAAAUGGAAAAAUAGCAAAGUGUCAGCUACUAUUGAAAUUGAUUGAAUUAUUUAUUUAAAAACCCGGUGUCUGGAAAUAACUUUGAAUUUGCUAUGCAAAUGCAUGAUUGGUUUCCAGUACUGUAAUUAUGUCCUUAUCCAAGUAGCUUCUAAAAUAGUAACUGACUAACCUGAUCACAAAUAUAAUUUCUGGUUACUAUGUAAUUGCUUAAUGUCUGCGAUUUAUUUUUCUAAAUCCCUUAUCCCUACAAAAUUGUCUUGGUACCAUUUCACUUUAGUUAGUGAGUAUUUCAACACAAGCACGAUUGUUUUUUUAUCGCAAACAGAAACGUCUCGUGCGCGACAAUUAUGCGGCGCGCUCAGAAACGUUACCCAUAAACACUUUUUUUGAGCACACUGCCAAAGCAAGAGACAAAUCCCAUCAGCAUUCGUUUUUAUCUCUUUACGGAAAUUGUAACAUUUGCAUUGCAGCAAAAAAGCUGGUAAAGGUCUGAGUGGGUUUAUCCUAGAUUUGAAGUUUUCGUGACUCCAAGGACCCAUACUCUUUCGUUCUUUCGGUAAAGUCACGUAGGUGAGUGUUUGCCGACGACUUACUGCGAGGCGUUUGCGAGGAAAUGGGCACGACACAACGUGCCACAGCCGCAAGUCUUCUUGAGCCCAUCAAGACGUGAGUGGUUUGCCAUUGGCUGACUCGGCUCACCGAGGGGUGUCUUUAAGUUACCAGGAACAUUCGUUGUGAACAUAAAUGAUGACUCCACCUGACAGGAGCAUAAGCUAUUGGUUUUCCUGGUGCCACGUGAUGACUUUGUUGGAUGCUGCAGUUGAUGAACGAUCGAGUGUACGCACUGCCAAGGCCUGUUUCCAGACUAUUCUAAGGCACCGAUAUGUUAUGGCGAUUUAAUUUAUACUUAUAUUUGCGUUAAGUUUCUUAGGCACGUACAGCAUUCAAGGUGAAGAGGGCUGAAAUGAUCCAGUCCAGGUUGCAACCCACGAACUGGUGUGAUCAGUGCAGGUUCAUGUAGAUUAUAGUUUUUUAAUGCGAGAUACAAACACAAUAACACUGUGAGAUAUGAAAACGGGAGACCAGAUCAAAUCAAUUCUCUCACCUAGUUUGCUUAUUAUGCUUAAGGUUGUUUGUAAACGGAUACUACUACACGAUGUAAUACAUGUUAAUUUAACUUUAAAUGAAGUGUUGCUCAGCUAGCUGUGGUGAGCACACAUAUUUCUGCCUGUUUAGCUCGUCAAGGAAUGUUCUGCUGUUGUUACCCAGCUCAACAAUGCACCUGGACCACUGCGUGUUUUGUUAAUACCCUAGACUAUUGUAAGAUUUCUCUACGUUACUUGUAGUAGACGAACGGAAUUACGAUAUUAUAUAUUGUGUUAUGAUCAUUGUAUUCUUUAGCCGCUUAACAAAAAAAACGAAAACAAAAAAAACAGCCUUUAACAUUCUAUUAAUUUAGAAGCGUACUAAAACUACUUCUAUAUACUCCGAUAUGGUUAGACCAAUUAGAUAUUGAAUGAAUUUGCAUGUCUGUUUUGAGAUUUAAGUUUAAUGCUUACUAAACUUAGCACUUUAAUGGAUAUGCCUGGACGAGUCUAGCAACAAGGGACAUACAGAGACAAUAAAAUGUGUGGAGACAGCCGUGAGCACAACUGGAGUUGUGAAUCACGCACACAGCACUCGGCUUGGCUUAUGAUGUGCAGUCACGUACAGCUUUGGAUAGGCCAAGUGUCUUGUUAUUAAGGUCUGUUUGUUGCGAGUUUACUGAGUGGAACAUUUAUUGAAACAAAAAAAGAAAGAGAUAAAAAACAGGGUAAAGAACAUUCUGCAAAUGUCUCCGAAUGGCUGUGCCAAAUUUUAGGUUAUCAGCAGAGGAUGAAGGUGCAGUCUGUACUUUUCAGGGCAAAAAUGCAAAAAGUUAAAGUACGUGCAGCAGCAGCAGGUCUGGCCCAAGCGCUGGGUGCUCGCUUCACGCGAGGCGCAGGGAGGAGGACACUAGCUACGGAUACGAUUUGACCUCCAGCGUGAGUUGUGGUAUUUGUCCGUUUGAAUUUGGUCGACGUGACACUAACCAGAUAAGAUGAUAUCAGUUAAACUGGUUUGGGGGAAAAAUACAGUGAAUAAGAAUAUGACGAUAUUCUUAGACGUCAAUUGGCUGACUACAAUGUAUAAAGGAUCCAGUGACGAUGCCUCUCGUGUUCUCCUGAUAGAGUGCAUGGCGUAAGGAUCGAACAGUGAUGACGGAUGCUUGUUAUGAAGUGCGAUGUGUCAGGGUCCAGCAGCAGGUCUGCUGGGGUAAUUGGGUGGUGGGCGGCGAUUUUUCUGUUACAAGAAGAUAACACAAAAUGACACUGGUCGUUCUAUGAGCAUGCGUGUGUCACAAGGUGGAAUCACAGAACCAUUUAUCAAGGCCUUUUAUUUUGGAACAAAAACUCUCCCCCCACCACCACCACCACCACAAAACAGACCCCAGGUGCGGGAACAUUUAAUUGACUUAUUUCCAAGUCGUGAACAGAUUGUCAACUGGGUUGAAGUAGAUUGUUCGGAUAUGGAUGGAAAUUGGUUUACGAUAACGGAGGAAGUCCGGUGGAGCAACGAUGUUAAUAAGAAUGCCGUGUGAGUUUCUGCACAACAAGCAAGCUUACAUCAUCUCCAUUGCGUUCCUGCGGUACUCGGGCUCGUUGAUAAUUGUUGUUGCACCGUGAGAAUUAUUGCACCACACAGUGCUGAGUGUAUUCCCAGUUACAAGCAACGUCACAUUCUUCAACCGUGCAGGAGUGCAUCCAAGUGUAACAGGCUGCAGUGCACACGACCUCAGAUGCAGCUGCAAUGGCGUGAUUUACCAUUUUCAGUGACCCCAAUGGUCGCGUAAAGGUGCACAACCAAUGCUGUUCCGCUCUUUAUCUCCGCUGGUAUUCUCGCGGGGACGCUGCAUUAUUCAGAGUAACAAUUCGGGUCAACCAAUUUCACCAUUUUUCAUCGGUCGCACAGGACAUGCCUAAUGGCGCUGUUCUAUUUAGAGCACGAUCACUCGCAGUUUGAAAUGAGGCAUCUUUGACACAAUGUUGUUGUGCCCGUUUCACAUUAGACUGGCCAUGGCAUUGGCAAUUUUGCGUCCACAUCGCCGCCGCGGAUUGGGAACAGAUCGAGAAGAGCGUAUCAUUCUUUUUGAGAGGUUUAUUUACCUCAGAUCUCAACCCGAUUUUCUAAUGCAGGAAUUUCAUUGGUAUCAUUAUUCAGCUGCCGUUGCACAUUUAUUACACGUCCCUUAGUCUGCUGCAUUGCUAAUUGUAGUAAACUUAUAGUAAAAUAUACUGAUGUUUUCCAUUUUAAACCUCUACGAAAAAUGAAUGAGGUCCACCAUAAACUUCUACUUUGCUUUUUGUUGAUUUAUUUUUGCUUAUUUCCCCCCCCCCCCCCCCCCUGCACUAUUGGGUAAAAAAAAGAAUUCCCCAGUAGAUUGUGUCUUCACUGAGAAUCAAGUUGCCCUGCUGCAGAGUGUAAACAUAACUCUGACGGAGGAUGCAUUUUUAUUGCAGACCAGGCACCAACAGACACAGCCCCCUGGGAGAAAACUCGUGAAUUCAAGAUUGCAAUCUGGUUACAUAACUGUGAGUGGCCAUUCACAUAUCUGGCCCAGAGUUUCAAAUGGAUAUAUUGAAAACCCAGCUUUAUUGGCUGUAAUAACAAAAGAACUGCAGCAUAACAGAGGUACAGAACGUGUUUGCACACAGAAACAUCAUAUUGAUUUUAACGAUUCUAGAGAUGAUGCUUGUUCUGUUAACCCGUGCUGUCAUAGCUACACUCGUUUUAAAAACCAAUUCUUUCCACCAACACUUUGGAUGGAAUGCUGAAUCUUCACAAUGAAGUCUUAACAUUAUUUGCAGCUUGUAUCACAGGUUAUAAAUGGCGAGGAGAACGUAGGGCCAUCGCCUCGGGUGGAGGCUUUUCCCUUUCAUUCCAUUCACGUCUCAUGCAAGCUGCCUUGCGGCGUCGCCUUCGUAGAAGCAACGUGGACAUUGCCGGGGCACAAUCACAAGGACUGCCGUGGGCAUCCCCACUGGUCGAUGGAGGGAAAGGAAUUGAUCCAGCUACGGUGUCAGGAUUUACGUUCCUUUGCUCUUCGUUUCUCACUUGAUCCUGUGGGCCAACACGUGGCUCCACAAGCAACCCUUCACAGCUCCCCAAUGCAGCCAUACGCGUCACUCAGCCCAUGCAGGCGAUUUUAGGAAAUGCAUCGCUGUGAGGAAAAUCUGCUAAUUUAGACUCAAUCACUUAAUCUUUUCCAACCGAAACGAUGCUCAUCGGAACAUAUAGCAACAGACAAUGUUACCUUGCUUGUUGUGCAUCUGCAGCAUUACUGUGACACCGGAUAAAGGUCAACACACGUGAAAUGUAUGCCUUUGAUUGGAUUGCAGAGAGCUCACGCAACUUUGUUUGAAUAUUUGUCUGCCAGUAUGAGUGUAAUUCACUGGCGUCACUGGUUUGGUUGAAUGUUUUGUUUGAUAAUGGCAGAGUGCAUUGUUUCACAAAACUGCCAUAUGUUGUACUUAUUUCAAACGUGAUCAUAAAAACGAUUGCAUACUGUGAUUAAUUGGUUGAUGCUUUCUCUUGUGGGAAGUUAAACGCCACAUUUCACGUGUUCUGUUUUUUUAACACAUGGCAUCGCAGUCGACUUGUGAGUCAGUUCAACAUUCGUGGGCAGCCUCGAUGGGAGUUCUCGAAGACGAGCCCACGUGCUCUCUCGUCUGGUCGGCAGUGUAACAGAUCUCGGGGGAGACCGGCGACAAAGCAGAUGGACGAUGUGGUUGCUGUGCUUUGCAUUUGGGUUGUGGUUGUGCUGGCUCUUGCGCAACGUGAUUCGACGUUUUGUUUCUGUCGUAUGUGGUAGUUGGCUCCGUGAUUUCCAGUAACGUGUUUGCCGUUUCAGUUUUCGUGUAUCUACUGUAGCUGCUCAACUUAGCCCAAGCAUCAAAUAAACAGGUUAUUCUUAUCUGUA